CACUUGUUGACUUGCUGACACAUCCCAGAAGAUGGAAAAAGAAUCCGAACAGGAGAAACCAGAAGGAGGCAGCUCGAGAAAAUCCCCCUUUAGUUUGUUCAUGAAUCAGCUACAGGGGAAAAAAUCCUCUGAGAAAGAGGGGAAAUCCCAGAGCUCCUUGGUCAGCAGAUUGUUCAAGGGGUCUAAACCCAAUCCUCCCAAAACUGACCUUAAAAAGGAGGCCAGUGAGCUGGAAACAACUGAUUCUCAACCUGAUAAUGAGAUGGAGACUGAGGCCGGGAUCAAAACCCAAACUGAGACCAGCUCCAAGACACCAACCACCUCAGAAACAGAUUUAGGAUCCAAUACAGCUAAAAUAGAACAGUUCCUGCAGAAGAUGGGAAAGAAACCCAACAGCAGAAGCAUCGAUCUGAACAACUGUGGAUUGACAUCAACUGACAUUGCUGAACUCGUUGCUUUAUUGCCUCUUCUCCCAGACCUGGAAGAACUGGAUGUUUCCUGGAAUGACCUCAUAGGUGGAGCUCUCAGGCCAAUCAUGUUGCAAAUUCAUCAUAUCAGCAAGUUAAAAAUCCUCCGACUGAAUAACUGUAGACUCACAACCGAUGAUGUCUUAGCAUUGGGAGAAGCCCUUAAAACUACCCCAGACCUAGAAGAACUCAACUUAUCCUGGAACAGUAAUGUGGGAGGAAACCUGAGACAGAUCAUGCAGGGAAUGCAAGAGGGAAGCAAGGUCCAAAUCCUAAAGUUUAUGGACUGCGACCUCACAGCAGAAGAUGCAGCCUCGAUAGGUCAGGUGCUACCCCUGAUGCAGAAUCUCGAAGUGUUUGAUCUUUCUAUAAACAGAAACAUUGGCUGCAGUCUAGCCAGUAUCAUGCAGGGGCUGAAAAAUACCCCCAACCUGAAAGUAUUAAAGUUACAUACCUGUGGCUUAACUCGAGACAGCAUUCAGAUUGUAGGUGCUGCUUUUGGAUAUCUGCCCGAGUUAAGGAAGCUGGACCUAUCCGGCAACAAGGAGGCAGGGGGAGGGUUUAAAGACGCUGCAGCCCACUUGGCUCAUCUGAAGCAGCUCCAAGCUCUGGACCUUCACCAGUGUUCCUUAUCAGAAGAGGACAUAGCAUCUCUGACCCAGGUCAUCCCUUUACUCUCCAGUCUUCAGGAAUUGGAUCUAUCGGCCAACAAGAACGUGGGCGGCUCUUCUGAAAAUCUCCUCAGCAGGCUGCGGUUUUUACCAGAGUUGGCAACUUUAGUCAUGCAUGGCUGCGCCUUGGGAAAGGAUGCAUUCACAGCUCUCGCUGAAGCCUCCAUGUAUCUCCCUGCCUUGAAGAUACUUGACCUUUCUUGGAAUAAGUAUGUUGGAGGAAACCUAAAUCUGCUUUUGGAGACUCUGAAGCUUUCAGCUGCCCUCCAAGUGCUAAGACUGAGAAGCUGCUCCUUGGUCACCGAAGAUAUGGCUCUCCUGGCAUCUGUUAUACAAACCGGUUACCUUAGCAAACUUCAACAGCUGGAUCUAAGCUAUAAUGACAACAUUUCAGAUGAAGGUUGGGCUACCUUCUGUCAAAAUGUGCCGUUCUUAAAGGAACUGACCUUGUUGGAUAUCAGCCUUCGGCCGGCCAAUUUUCGGGAAUGCGGACCAUGGUUUGGACACUUGCUAAACAGUCUGACCAAACUGCCUAUGCUCUCUGAGCUAGGAAUCCGAAGAUGGAGGAUCCCAGUACCUCAGGAGGAAGACCUGGAGUAUUUUAACCGAAAUCACAAAAGAAGCAUCCACUUUGACUAUGGUGGAUUCCAAUGA
Messenger RNA from Dromiciops gliroides (monito del monte), 1792 nucleotides. It is a transcript of the gene LRRC31, whose product is annotated as leucine rich repeat containing 31. The coding region runs from base 32 to 1792 and encodes 586 amino acids. The transcript has 10 exons. The record is from RefSeq and is a predicted model, not a curated record. NCBI's taxonomy places the organism in Eukaryota, Metazoa, Chordata, Mammalia, Microbiotheria, Microbiotheriidae. Gene Ontology annotation, molecular function: protein binding.